Messenger RNA from Lynx canadensis (Canada lynx), 4777 nucleotides. RefSeq names its product tudor domain containing 9 (gene TDRD9). The coding region runs from base 1 to 4134 and encodes 1377 amino acids. The transcript has 36 exons. Gene Ontology annotation, cellular component: intracellular anatomical structure. Gene Ontology annotation, molecular function: RNA binding; ATP binding. NCBI's taxonomy places the organism in Eukaryota, Metazoa, Chordata, Mammalia, Carnivora, Felidae. The record is from RefSeq and is a predicted model, not a curated record.
AUGCUGCGCAAGCUCACCGUCGACCAGAUCAACGACUGGUUCACCAUUGGCAAGACCGUGACGGAUGUGGAACUGCUGGGCUCACCGCCCGCCUUCCCGCCCGAGGCGGCCAGGGACGAGGCGCAGCGCAGGGACGCGCCCCCCCGCUUCGGCCCAGCAGCUGGGGCCCAGACUGGGGCCCAGCCGGCAGCGUCCGGGAGGCCACUUAGCCGAAAGAGCUCAGAAAUGGAGUAUAUUGACAAAUACAGACAGCUUGAAGCACAAGAAUUUGAUAUGUGUGGCAGUGAUCAGUCAACCAGUAGGCCAGGUCCAAGGCCAUCUUUGGCUAAAUUAAGCAAUGUGGCAUGCGUCCCGGAGACAACUUACAAAUAUCCUGAUUUGCCUAUAAAUCGAUGUAAGGACGAGGUUAUUUCUCUGAUAGAAAGUAAUUCUGUGGUGAUCAUACACGGUGCCACGGGCAGUGGCAAAAGCACUCAGCUGCCACAGUAUAUCCUGGACCAUUACGUUCAGCGCUCUGCCUACUGCAGCGUCGUGGUCACCCAGCCCCGGAAGAUAGGGGCCACCAGCAUCGCCCGGUGGAUCAGCAAAGAGCGCGCCUGGACGCUCGGUGGUCUGGUGGGCUAUCAGGUAGGGUUAGAGAAGAUAGCAACAGAAGACACCAAGUUAAUUUAUAUGACAACGGGAGUCCUGCUUCAGAAAAUAGUCAGUACUAAGAGUUUGGUGGAGUUCACCCACAUCUUCAUCGAUGAGGUACACGAACGGACUGAAGAAAUGGAUUUCCUGCUGUUGGUAGUCCGCAAACUUCUGAGAACAAAUUCGCGUUUUGUGAAGAUAAUCCUCAUGUCGGCCACCAUCAGUUGCAAAGAGUUUGCAGAUUACUUUGCCGUUCCUGUCCAGAACAAGAUGAACCCUGCGUAUGUUUUUGAAGUGGAAGGAAAGCCCCAUUCAGUCGAAGAGUAUUAUCUUGAUGAUUUGGGGCACAUGCAUCACAGCAGGCUUUCUCCUCACAUCCUGGAGGAGCCGGUGAUUACUAAGGACAUAUACGAAGUCGCUGUCUCCCUGAUCCAGAUGUUCGACCACCUGGAUGUGAAGGAGAGUGGGAGCAAGAGCUCGUCGGGUGCCCAGUUUGUGGCGGAGCGGAGCAGCGUGUUGGUGUUUUUGCCAGGUCUGGGUGAAAUAAACUACAUGCAUGAACUUCUCACAAACAUGGUUCACAAAAGGUUACAGGUUUAUCCACUCCAUUCAAGUGUGACUUUAGAAGAACAGAAUAACGUGUUUCUAAGUCCAGUUCCUGGGUACAGAAAGAUUAUUCUGUCCACCAACAUUGCAGAAAGCUCCAUCACAGUUCCAGACGUCAAGUACGUUAUAGAUUUUUGUUUGACUAGAACUCUGGUUUGUGAUGAAGAUACGAAUUACCAGAGUCUGCGAUUGAGUUGGGCCUCUAAAACCAGUUGUAAUCAGAGAAAAGGCCGUGCGGGAAGAGUGUCUAAAGGGCACUGCUAUAGACUGAUCCACAGGGAUUUCUGGGACAGCUCCAUCCCAGACCACGUGGUCCCCGAGAUGUUGCGUUGUCCAUUAGGAAGCACAAUAUUGAAAGUGAAAUUGCUGGAUAUGGGUGAACCGAGAGCUUUGCUGGCAACGGCCCUUUCUCCACCUGGUCUGGGUGACAUUGAACGAACCAUCCUUCUGCUAAAGGAGGUUGGAGCACUUGCAGUGAGUGGGCAGAGAGAGGAUGAGAACCCCCACGAUGGUGAACUGACCUUCUUAGGAAGAGUUUUGGCCCAGCUUCCUGUUAAUCAGCAGCUCGGUAAACUCAUAGUCCUUGGACACGUAUUUGGAUGUCUCGAUGAGUGUCUUAUUAUAGCCGCAGCGCUUUCCUUGAAGAACUUUUUUGCAAUGCCUUUUAGGCAGCAUCUUGAUGGAUACAGGAACAAAGUGAAUUUCUCCGGCAACAGCAAGAGCGACUGCAUUGCACUGGUUGAGGCAUUUAGAACUUGGCAGGCUUGCAGACAGAGAGGAGAACUUCGGCACCCAAAGGAUGAACUUGACUGGGGACGGUUAAAUUACAUUCAAAUCAAGAGAAUUAGAGAGGUGGCUGAGCUGUACGGAGAAUUGAAGAACCGGGUCUCUCAGUUCAACAUGUACGUUGAUUCGCGGCGGCCUGUCAUGGACCAAGAAUAUGUUUAUAAGCAGCGCUUCAUCCUGCAGGUUGUAUUGGCGGGUGCUUUUUACCCAAAUUACUUUACUUUCGGACAGCCUGACGAGGAGAUGGCGGUGAGGGAGCUGGCCGGCAAAGACCCGAAGACCACCAUCGUGUUGAAGCACAUUCCUCCCUAUGGAUUUCUCUACCAUAAACAACUACAGUCUCUCUUUAGACAGUGUGGUCAAGUCAAAUCCGUUGUAUUUGAUGGUACAAAAGCCUUCGUGGAGUUCUCACGUAAUCCGACAGAGAGAUUUAAAACUCUUCCCGCGGUGUACAUGGCGAUCAAGAUGUCUCAGCUGAAAGUUGCCCUGGAGCUGAAUGUACACUCUGCAGAGGAGAUCGAGGGGAAGGUCCAAGGAGGGGCAGUUUCGAAGCUCAGGAACACAAGGGUGAAUGUGGACUUCCAGAAGCAGACAGUAGAUCCCAUGCAGGUGUCAUUUAACACAGUCGACAGGUCCCAGACAAUUACAGAUCUUCUCUUAACAAUUGAUGUCACAGAGGUGGUUGAGGUAGGACACUUCUGGGGAUACAGGGUUGAUGAGAGAACCUCCAAGAUUCUGAGAAAGCUCACUGCUGAAAUAAACCGACUGAAAUUGGUGCCGUUGCCCAUGCACCCGCACCCGGACCUGGUCUGCCUGGCGCCUUUCACUGAUUUUGACCAAGAGAGCUACUUUCGAGCUCAAAUCCUUUACGUUUCUGGGAAUUCUGCUGAGGUGUUCUUUGUGGACUAUGGCAACAGGUCUCACGUGGAUCUGGAUCUUUUAAUGGAGAUUCCCUGUCAACUUCUCGAACUCCCGUUUCAGGCGCUGGAGCUGAAGAUCCGCGGGAUGCGGCCCUCCGCCAAGUCUCUGGUGUGCGGCGAGCACUGGAGCCGCGAGGCCGGCAGGCGCUUCGCCUCCCUCGUGAACGGCCGCGCCCUCCUCGUGAGGGUCUUCUCCGUGGUGCACGGCGUCCUGCACGUGGACGUGUACCGGUGCGCGGGGGCCCAGGACACCGUCAGCGUCAGGGACGUCCUCAUCCAGGAGGGCUACGCCGAGCUCGCCGAGGAGCCCUACGAGUCCAGACAAAGCCACGAAGCUCUCAAGGGUCUCUUCUCCAAGUCCGUGGAAGACAUAGCAGAUAUGUCUAUGCCGUCACCCAUGAAAGAUGACAAAAAGUACCUGAUUCGGAUUUUGUUGGAGAGCUUUUCUUCUAAUAAACUGGGGGCUCCCAAUUGCAAGGCAAUACUUCACGGGCCUUUUAACCCUUAUGAACUGAAGUGUCACAGUUUGACUAGAAUCUCCAAGUUCAGGUGUGUUUGGAUCGAGAAGGAAAGCAUCAACUCUGUCAUCAUCAGCGACGCCCCUGAGGACCUCUACCAGAGGAUGCUGGUUGCGGCUUCCCUGUCAGUCAACGCCACCGGGUCCACCAUGCUGCUGAGAGAGACCUCUCUGAUGCCCCACAUCCCCGGCCUCCCGGCUCUCCUCAGUGUGCUCUUUGCACCCGCGAUGGAGCUGAGAGUUGAUCGGGAUGGAAAAAACUAUACUGGAGUCCUUUGUGGUUUGGGGUGGAAUCCAACCACGGGGGCCCCUAUCCUGCCAGAGCAUGACAUCGAGCUAGCGUUUGAUGUUCAGUUCAACGUGGAGGAUAUCAUAGAGAUCAAUAUUCUCAGGGCUGCUAUUAACAAGCUAGUGUGCGAUGGACCCAAUGGGUCGAAGUUUCUUGGGCCAGAAAGAAUCGCACAGUUACAGGACAGCGCUCGUCAGAAACUUCUAGGUUUGUUCUGUCAGUCGAAACCAAGACAGAGAAUUGUCCCUACGUGGCAUGAAAAGCCAUACGAAUGGAAUCAGGUGGAUCCGAAGCUGGUCAUGGAGCAGGCUGACCGGGAGAGCGCCCGAGGGAAGAACACCUUUCUCUACCAGCUUCACAAACUGAUUGUUCUCAGCGCCUAGGCGUGCCGGCGGGCCGUGCCCCGGUUCGUCCCGAAGGAACCAGAUCGGCCACGGAGCGGUGGAUUAAAGGCUCCAGCUGUAGACUGACUUCUCUGUAUCUGAGCAUUACGGUCUUUGCCCACUGCAUCCGAAAGGUCUUCCCCAUCCUGGUUCCUCUUCUCUGUGGGUGGUGGCUGGAGAGUGGUAUUUCUGUUCUGGUGGGAAGGAUCGGAAAGUCUAGUCUUCUCCAGAAACAGAAAAAUCACUGUGUUAAAGAUUCUGGGAUAACACCGUUCUGAAAGAAAGCUUUAUUUGGAAAAAGAGCUAUAUUUUGCUUUGAAUUUAUUAAGGUAAACAGAAAUAGGCGAUCUUACAUGUAAGGUUCCAGAAUGUGCUAGUAUGUUCUAUCUUGUUACAGUGAUUUAAACCUGGGGUACAGGCAGAACCACGAACCCCAAACCCCGCAACAGGGAGCUGCGUGUUUCUUACAACUGUGUGGCAUUUUCUAAUUUUCUGUGAGGAAAAAUAUUUAAUUUUGAUAAAACUAACUUCAGUUGUGUAUAUUUUAGAUUUUUACUUACGUUACAAUUCGGAGUCCAAAUUUUGGAAAUCAGAGAGAUUACCUGGCAACUAGUAUUAUCUGUGUUAAAGAAUAAAAAAGCAU